AUGGCCAUUCUUCCUUCGUCAAAUAUUUUUGUCAAUCAAAAUGGAGAAACCCAAAAAUAUCCUUCUAUCAAUUCUUCUCCUUCUUCACAAUCUUAUUCUUUAUUAUUUGAGGAUUUAAGUAAUAAAGACAGAGCAACACUUCAAAUUGAAGUUGUCGAUGUUAAUGAUAAUCCUCCUUAUUUUUUGGGAGGUCCUUUCCCUUUGGAAUUAAUUAUUCCUGCUGGCUCUCCUCCAGGCUUUUUAAUUCGUCGUCUGGAAAUUAUAGAUUUUGACCAAGGUAUUGGCGGAAUUAGUAGAUUCUCUUUAAUAUCUGAAAACAACAAAAAUAAUUCUUUAUUUUCAUUAAAUUCCCCACAAUGUAAAUGGCCAAAAUGUUCAGUUGAAUUAAGAUUAAAAGAGUCAAUGUUUGAAGGGGAAAGAGCUUCAAUUAAAGUUUUGGCUAGAGAUGGAGCUGGAAUUACACAUAAAAGGUCAAAUACAGCAGAAAUUAAAAUUAAUGUUGUGGCUGUUUCUGAUAUAGCAAAUAAUUUAAAUAAAAAUGAGGGGGAAGAGGAAGAAGAAAAUAAAGAAGAGGAGGAAGAGAAUGGAUUUGAUGAAGAGAAGGAUGAAAUAUUUUUUAAUUCAAAUUUUAGAAAUAAUAUUUCUUUCAAACAAAAUAUUACAAUUGAAACAACAACAAAAGGAUUUACUGUUCCCCUAAUAACUUUUGUGAAAAGAAGAAAUAACAAUGAAGAAAAAAUAAAAUCAACAACUCUACAAACAAUUAAAGAACAAAUUAUUAAAAAUAUUAUACCCAAAACUUUUAAUGUUGAAUCUCUUAGUGAAGAUGCGCCUGUUGGAUUAGAACUUUUACAUAUUCCUUUACCUUCCUUAAGUAAGUUUUUUGAAGGAAAAUAUUUUGAAAGGUAA
Meloidogyne enterolobii is the source of this 909-nucleotide messenger RNA. Lineage: Eukaryota; Metazoa; Nematoda; Chromadorea; Rhabditida; Meloidogynidae. The record is from the annotation of a GenBank genome assembly.